AUGGGGACAGCUUUUCCCAUGUUGUUGGUUCUCUCUCUGCUCCUGUACCCUAAUGGCAUCUCCAAGAGCUUAGCUGCAAGGCCUCCAGUUGUGAAUAUUGGGUCUAUUCUUCAAUUGAACUCCACCACUGGAGGUGUUGCGGCGAUUGCCAUCAAUGCAGCCUUGGAGGAUAUCAACUCUGAUCCAACAGUUCUAAAUGGAACAACAUUAAAGGUUGAAACCAAGGAUACAAAUUGCUUUGAUGGUUUCCUUGGCAUGGUUCAAGUCCUUGUAUCAGCUUUACAGUUCAUGGAGACUGAUGUUAUUGCAAUCGUUGGCCCCCAGUGCUCCACAAUUGCUCAUAUCAUUUCAUAUGUAGCAAAUGAGCUCCGAGUCCCCUUGAUGUCCUUUGCGUCUGAUGCUACUCUUUCAUCGAUACAGUUCCCGUUCUUUGUCAGGACUGCUCCCAGUGAUCUCUAUCAAAUGGCGGCUGUGGCAGCAGUUGUGGACUACAACCACUGGAAGAUAGUGACUGCCAUAUACAUUGAUGAUGAUUUUGGUCGAAAUGGCAUUGCUGCUUUGGAUGAUGCACUCACUGCGAAGCGCUGCAAAAUUUCCUACAAGAUUGGAUUUCCUGCAAAUGCUAAAAAGAGUGAGCUUAUUAAUUUGUUGGUUAGUGUCAGUUAUAUGGAGUCUCGUGUUAUCAUCCUCCAUACUGGUGCUGAACCUGGACUCAAGCUUUUCUCUAUGGCAAACCGACUAAACAUGAUGGGCAAUGGCUAUGUAUGGAUUGCAACUGACUGGCUUUCUGCAUAUCUUGAUGCUAAUUCAUCAGUUCCUGCUGAGACUAUAUCUGGUAUGCAAGGUGUUCUUACUUUACGGCCACAUAUCCCCAGCUCAGAAAUGAAGGGUAAUUUGAUCUCCAAGUGGAGCAGGCAAAGUCAGAAGUACAACCAUAGUGAUCUUCGUGUAAAUACUUAUGGUUUUUAUGUUUAUGAUAGUGUAUGGGCAGUAGCUCGGGCUCUUGAUGCCUUCUUUGAUGAUGGUGGUAGCAUUUCCUUCUCAAAUGACUCGCGGUUGCGUGAUGGAGCUGGGGGAACUCUUCACCUUGAAGCAAUGAGUAUUUUUGACAAGGGAAAGAAAUUAUUGGACAAGAUUAGAAAGGUAAACUUCACUGGGCCAUCUGGGAAAGUGCAAUUCGAUGCUUCAGGUGACCUCAUUCAUCCUGCAUAUGAGAUCAUAAAUGUCAUCGGAAAUGGCAUGCGGACCAUUGGUUUUUGGUCAAACUAUUCUGGCUUGUUAUCAACUGUCCCUCCAGAGGCUCUAUAUUCAAAGUCCCCAAAUACUUCUCUAGCCAAUCAGCAACUCUAUGAUGUUAUUUGGCCUGGGCAGACUGCACAGAGGCCUCGAGGAUGGGUUUUUCCUUCUAAUGCCAAGGAGUUAAAAAUUGGUAUUCCCAACAGAUUCAGUUUCAGGGAGUUUGUCACGAAAGACAAUGUUACCGGGUCAAUGAAGGGUUAUUGCAUUGAUGUCUUUACCCAGGCAUUGGCUUUGCUUCCUUAUCCUGUUACCUACAAGUUUGUACCUUUUGGGAGUGGUACUGAAAAUCCUCAUUAUGACAAACUCAUACAGAUGGUUGAAUCAAAUGAGCUUGAUGGAGCUGUAGGGGAUAUCGCAGUUACAAUGAAGCGCACAGUAAUUGCUGAUUUCACCCAGCCUUUCAUUGAAACAGGAUUGGUUAUCUUGGCUCCGGUUAAAAGGCAUAUAACAACAUCCUGGGCAUUCUUGCAGCCAUUUACUUUGGAGAUGUGGUGUGUUACAGGGUUGUUCUUUCUUGUUGUGGGUGUGGUUGUUUGGGUUCUUGAACAUCGAAUCAAUGAUGAGUUCCGCGGCUCGCCACGACAACAAAUGAUAACUAUUUUCUGGUUCAGCUUUUCGACUUUGUUCUUUGCACACAGAGAAAAUACCAUGAGCACCUUAGGGCGCGGUGUGUUACUCAUAUGGCUAUUUGUUGUUUUGAUCAUUCAAUCCAGCUAUACCGCGAGUCUUACUUCCAUCCUGACCGUGCAACAACUUGAUACUUCUAUAAAAGGAAUCGAUGACCUGAAAAAUAGCGAUGCUCCUGUUGGUUUCCAAGUUGGUUCUUUUGCACAAGACUACAUGGUUAAUGAACUGAACAUCUCACGGUCAAGGCUAAGAGCUCUCGGUUCCCCAAAAGAAUAUGCUAAAGCGCUCGAGCUUGGCCCUAAGAAAGGAGGUGUUAUGGCCAUCGUUGACGAGCGCCCCUAUGUUGAACUGUUUUUGUCAACUUACUGCAAGAUUGCGGUAGCUGGCUCAGAUUUCACCAGCAGAGGAUGGGGCUUUGCAUUUCCACGGGAUUCCCCUCUGCAAGUGGACCUGUCCACCGCGAUCCUGUCACUGUCAGAGAACGGGGAGCUGCAGCGGAUCCACGACAAGUGGCUCAAGACAGGCGAGUGCGCAGCCGACGAAAGCGAGAUGAUCAACUCGAACCAGCUCCGCCUCGAGAGCUUCUGGGGCCUGUUCAUAAUCUGUGCCAUGGCGUGCGUCAUCUCGCUGCUCAUCUACUUCGGCAUCAUGCUGCGCAAGUACAUGAGACACGAGCCGAAGAAGAGCCUCAGGAGGUUCAUCUCGUUCAUCGACGACAAGGAGCCACCGAAGAACCGGAAGAAGCGGUCCAUGAGCCUGCCUGCGAGUGCGACGGCCACCACACCGAUGACCGCCCUCGACAUAGAGAGGCCGGCCAGACCGGUCAGGAACGGCAGCGUUAUUGAUAUAGAAGGCUAG
Molecule: messenger RNA, 2784 nt
Organism: Triticum turgidum subsp. durum (durum wheat)
Lineage: Eukaryota; Viridiplantae; Streptophyta; Magnoliopsida; Poales; Poaceae
Source: the annotation of a GenBank genome assembly